Molecule: messenger RNA, 555 nt
Organism: Phycomyces blakesleeanus NRRL 1555(-)
Lineage: Eukaryota; Fungi; Mucoromycota; Mucoromycetes; Mucorales; Phycomycetaceae
Exons: 2
Coding region: 1-555 (184 amino acids)
Source: RefSeq, a predicted model, not a curated record
AUGAAAUCCGCGUCCACGACUGUUCCAGGUUUUGAGCGUGUCAUUGCAUCUUCACCUUACGCAAAGCUAACUCGGCAACGCCAAUCGGUUGAGUUGUCUCCAGAUGUUUGCAAAAUGCUGAACAAUGACCGGGAAUUACGUCCACAAGUCAGGUAUUUUACUGCAAAGGUGUUGUCUGGCGCCAUAAUUCACAACAUUUUUAAUAGUGAAGCUAUCAUGACCAAUACUAUAGAACCUUAUGGAAGGACCAACUACGUCGAUGCACACCGUGAAACAUUUGGAAAAGAGAAAAAUACUGCAAUAACUACAUCAAUACCACCUCCUACUUACACCAUGUACAUCAAUGUAUGGCUCCCAUGUAUCGGUUCCAAGUGCAUGACUUUUCAACUGACCACCACCGCUGAUUCCAUGAGCACAAGAAUUUCUCUCAAUUUGACCUGCUUGCAAGAAGUAUUUACCACUCUAGCGUCGCCACAAACCUCAUGCAUAUCCACAUCCAACAUCAUCUACCAACUACGGCAGAUUCGAAGCAAUUUUAGCUCACCAAAUGCAUAA